AUGGAACACGUCAUGGGCCAGAAGAAAGGCCGGCUGAUCAGGAUGAAGAGUGUGGAGGAAUGCGAAUUUGAGGAUAUACGAACCACGGAAGCGUUGAAUCGGUGUGGAUUGUGGGUCUGUGAUGAAGAGGUGAGUGCUGUAAAAAACUUUUUUUAAUUUACAUAGAACUGGUCUAUGUAUGUAAACAAAAAAAUUUAAAAAUUUUGAAGAAAAUCCAUAACUGUAUUUCGUUACAAAUUUUUCAUUCAAUAUUUUACUUUACCGUUUAUCUUUUUCAGAUCGUUGAACGUCGAAAACGCCGGCUACGUCAUCACCUCGUCCGCAAGCUCUCCUCACCAUCAUCAGACCUCAAUCCCUCCGAACUGUCGCCGGAAAUGCGCGAUUUCUGCAUCGAAAUCAGCUGCAGACAUGGAAUUCCGCUUAACUGGGAAAUCCAGCACACCCCAAACGUCAUGGCUGUCAAAAAAACCAAGCGAAAAGGUUUGUUCAAGUCCCUUUUAAUCGGCAGAUUUCGAAGGAACCGAUGA
Bursaphelenchus xylophilus (pine wood nematode) is the source of this 527-nucleotide messenger RNA. Lineage: Eukaryota; Metazoa; Nematoda; Chromadorea; Rhabditida; Aphelenchoididae. The record is from the annotation of a GenBank genome assembly.